AUGCCUUUCACACCUGAUUCAGAGCUCGACCUGUUGUUCCCGGCCGAACAUAUACCAGACGAGACGAAGAAGCAGCUGCCUUCAGACCUCCAUCUCCGACCUCUCGCAUCAACGGAUUACAAGCGCGGCCAUCUUUCCGUCCUUUCCGUUCUAACUGUUGUCACUGACCCGGGCGAGGGCGCUUGGGUCACGCAAUUCAACGCUAUCAGGGCGGCGUCCCGUACCUACUAUUCUAUUGUAAUUGUGGACAAGCCCUCGGAUCGGAUUGUCGCCGUUGGUACGGUGUUCAUUGAACGCAAAUUUCUCCGCGGCCUUGGAAGCGUCGGUCACAUUGAAGAUAUAGCCGUCGACAAGUCACAACAGGGGAAGAAGCUUGGUUUGAGGAUCAUCCAAGCCCUCACAGGCAUCACGUUUUAUCAGAAGUGUGGUUUCGAGCGGAAGGAAAAUGAGAUGACGAGAUAUGCGCCAGACCGUUCUCGCUCGCCGAGGUUGUAA
Molecule: messenger RNA, 495 nt
Organism: Fibroporia radiculosa
Lineage: Eukaryota; Fungi; Basidiomycota; Agaricomycetes; Polyporales; Fibroporiaceae
Exons: 4
Coding region: 1-495 (164 amino acids)
Biological process (GO): UDP-N-acetylglucosamine biosynthetic process
Cellular component (GO): endoplasmic reticulum-Golgi intermediate compartment; Golgi apparatus; endoplasmic reticulum
Molecular function (GO): glucosamine 6-phosphate N-acetyltransferase activity; monosaccharide binding
Source: RefSeq, a predicted model, not a curated record